Messenger RNA from Siniperca chuatsi (mandarin fish), 2598 nucleotides. Its product is annotated as protocadherin beta-15-like. Gene Ontology annotation, molecular function: calcium ion binding. Gene Ontology annotation, cellular component: plasma membrane. The transcript is spliced from 2 exons. The record is from RefSeq and is a predicted model, not a curated record. Gene Ontology annotation, biological process: homophilic cell-cell adhesion. Bases 98 to 2587 code for a protein of 829 amino acids. NCBI's taxonomy places the organism in Eukaryota, Metazoa, Chordata, Actinopteri, Centrarchiformes, Sinipercidae.
CCAGCCGAUGGAAUCGUGUUGUACCUUCUGUAAAGAUGCGAAACUAAGCGGGAUGGACAUAAAUAAUUGUUUGUUGCCUUAACAGACUCCUGUGUGUAUGUGUUGUUGGAUAACAAUGGGGAUCGAUACAAAAAUUCGAACAACGGACUGCUCCUGGUUUGUUUUUCAUUUGGCUCUACUGCUGCUUUUCGGAAAGCAGGCUUUGGCUCAGAUAAGGUACUCUAUUCCAGAGGAGGUGAAAGGAGGAACUGCUGUUGGAAAUGUUGCGAAGGAUCUUGGCCUUGACAUCACCUCUUUGAUUGAUCGACGGUUCCGUGUUGUUUCUGAAAGUAAGGACGCUAAUUUUGAAGUAAACCAGAAUAAUGGGGCAUUGUACGUCCACAAGCAUAUUGACAGAGAGGCGCUCUGUCACGGUAGUGGUGCAUGCCUAAUAGAGCUAAAAAUCCUUGUUGAAAACCCUUUGGAAAUGCACUAUGUAAGUGUAGAAAUUACUGAUGUAAAUGAUCACUCUCCUAGUUUUCCUGAAAGAGAACAGACAUUUGAAAUAGCUGAGCAAACAUUGCCAGGAAGGCGAUUCCAACUACACACUGCUCGUGACCCCGAUGCUGGAAUUAACUCUAUUCGUACAUACACUUUGACGUCAAAUGAACAUUUUGAAGUAAACAUCCGUCAAAGCGAUGCGGGUAAGAUACCAUUUUUAGUGCUGAAGAAAUCGUUAGACAGAGAACAAAAGGAUAAACACACGCUACUGGUUACAGCAGUUGAUGGAGGUAAACCUCAAAGAUCAGGCACACUAAAUGUUUCUAUUAUUGUUCUGGACAGUAAUGAUAAUCGUCCGAUUUUUAGUCAGGAGAUUUACCAGAUUGCAAUAAAAGAAAAUGUUCCAGUCGGUUCUUCAGUAUUUAGAAUGAAUGCGACGGAUCCCGAUGAAGGCACCAAUAGCGAAAUUGAAUACAGUCUUGGAAAAACUCUGAAGAAAAAAGUCUAUGAUAUUUUUGAAUUGGACAAAUUAACCGGAGAGAUUAGAGUAAAAGGAGUAGUGGACUAUGAAGAAAACGAGGUAUAUGAACUCGAUGUUGAGGCCUCAGAUAAAGGAACGCCUCCACUGACAGGUGAGUGUAGGGUCAUUAUAAAAAUCAUAGACGUCAACGACAAUCCACCGGAAAUAGAAGUCACAUCGCUGUCAAAUACAGUGUCUGAAGACUCAAAGCCUGACACAGUUAUUUCACUCAUUAGUGUGAAGGAUAAAGACUCCGGUGUCAACGGAAAAAUUAUUUCACACAUAUCGAAUGAUGUACCUUUUGUAUUAAAUCCGUCCUACAAAGAGAACACGUACUCCGUUGUCACGAAGGGAUUUUUGGAUCGAGAGGAGGUGUCCCAUUAUGAAAUAACAAUACAAGCCACUGAUUGUGGUCAACCUCCCUUAUCUACUUUAAAAAUUUUGAACAUUCAGAUAUCGGAUGUGAAUGACAACAGUCCACAUUUCGACCAAACCCCUUUAGAGUUUUAUCUUGUAGAAAAUAAUGUUCCGGGGAAGUCAAUAUUCUCUGUAAGUGCAACGGACAAUGACUUGAAUGACAAUGCUGCUAUUUCAUAUCACAUUGUGAGAGACGGCAGUCAAAAUGGCAUAAUGUCUUUCCUAAAUGUAAACUCUGAUAAUGGACACAUUACCGCGCUAAAAAGUUUUGACUUUGAAACUCUGAAAACGUUCCAGUUCCAAGUUGUUGCCACAGAUUCUGGAACUCCGUCACUAAGCAGCAACGUCACAGUGAACGUGUUCAUUCUGGAUCAGAACGACAACGCUCCAGUCAUCCUGUAUCCAGUCAGCUCUAACGGCUCUGCUGAAGGUGUGGAGGAGAUUCCCCGCAAUGUGAACGCAGGACACUUGGUGACUAAAGUCAGAGCCUAUGACGCUGAUAUAGGAUAUAACGGCUGGUUGCUGUUUUCACUGCAGGAAGUUACUGACCACAGUCUCUUUGGUUUGGACCGCUAUACAGGACAGAUCAGAACACUUCGCUCCUUCACAGAGACAGACGAGGCUGAGCAUAAACUGGUCAUACUGGUGAAAGACAAUGGGAACGUUUCACUCUCAGCAACAGCUACUGUGAUUGUCAAACUGGUGGAGCCCAAAGAGGCUUUUGCAGCUUCUGAUGUUAAAAGUGCAGCGAAAGAUGAGGAGGGGAAUGAUGUGACUUUUUACCUGAUGAUAACUUUGGGCUCAGUUUCUGUGCUUUUCCUCAUCAGCAUCAUCGUGCUGAUUGCAAUGCAGUGCUCCAAAACCACAGACUAUACUUCUAAAUAUCUACAAGAGACGAAUUAUGACGGGACACUGUGUCACAGCAUCCAGUACAGAUCUGGAGACAAACGGUACAUGUUGGUUGGACCCAGAAUGAGUAUAGGAUCUACUAUAGUCCCUGGCAGCCAUGCGAAUACUCUAGUGCUCCCUGACAGGAGGUCUGCGACUUCAGAGAAUCGCAUGGUGGCACUAAACAACCAGAAAUACGCAUCACAUCGGUUGUCCAUACAUAGGUCUGUGAGACUGCCUCUGAAGCAUUCCGGAGGGCAGACCGUUAUCCUGCGAAUGUGAUUUUAUUUGAA